Messenger RNA from Ochotona curzoniae (black-lipped pika), 1940 nucleotides. It is a transcript of the gene TPBG, whose product is annotated as trophoblast glycoprotein. The coding region runs from base 1 to 1263 and encodes 420 amino acids. Gene Ontology annotation, cellular component: plasma membrane. NCBI's taxonomy places the organism in Eukaryota, Metazoa, Chordata, Mammalia, Lagomorpha, Ochotonidae. The record is from RefSeq and is a predicted model, not a curated record. Gene Ontology annotation, molecular function: protein binding. Gene Ontology annotation, biological process: negative regulation of canonical Wnt signaling pathway. The transcript has a single exon.
AUGCGUGGGGCGUGCUCCCGGGGCCCCGCCGCCGGGGACGGGCGGCUGCGCUUGGCACGGCUGGCGCUGGUCCUCCUGGGCUGGGUCUCCUCGCCCUCUCCCAUCUCCUCGGCAUCCUCCUCCACCUCCUCCACGUCGUUGCUGGCCCCCGAGGUGUCUGCUCAACCUCCGCUGUCCGGCCAGUGCCCCACGCCGUGCGAGUGCUCCGAAGCGGCGCGCACCGUCAAGUGCGUGAACCGCAACUUGACCGAGGUGCCCGCAGACCUACCCCACUACGUGCGCAACCUCUUCCUCACCGGAAAUCAUCUGGAGGUGCUGCCCGCGGGCGCCUUCGUCCGCCGGCCACCGCUGGCUGAACUGGCAGCGCUCAACCUUAGCGGCAACCGCCUUGCGGAGGUGCGCGCUGGUGCCUUCGAGCAUCUGCCUAGCCUGCGCCAGCUCGACCUCAGCCACAACCCGCUGGCUCACCUCAGCCCCUUCGCUUUCUCGGGCAGCAACACGAGCGUCUCGGACCCCAGUCCUCUGGUGGAACUCAUCCUGAACCACAUCGUACCCCCUGCGGACCAGCUGCACAACCAGAGUUUGGAGGGCAUUGUGGCGGCAGCCCUGCGGGCAGGCCAGGCACUGCGCGGCCUCACUCGCCUGGAACUGGCCAGCAACCAAUUUCUGUACCUGCCCCGGGACUUGCCGGCCCAACUGCCGGGCCUCAAGUACCUGGACCUGCGAAACAACUCACUGGUGAGCCUGACAUAUGUGUCCUUCCGCAACCUGACGCACCUGGAAAGUCUCCACCUGGAGGACAAUGCCCUCAAGGUCCUUCACAAUGGCACUCUCGCCGAGUGGCAAGGCCUGGCCCAUGUCAAAGUCUUUCUGGACAACAACCCCUGGGUCUGCGACUGCCACAUGGCUGACAUGGUGGCUUGGCUAAAGGAGACAGAGAUAGUGCCAGGCAAAGCCAGCCUCACGUGUGCGUUCCCGGAAAAAAUGAGGAAUCGAGUGCUCUUGCAACUCAGCAGCUCCGACCUGGACUGUGAGCCUAUCCUCCCGCCAUCCCUGCAGACUUCGUACGUUUUCCUUGGUAUCGUUUUGGCCCUGAUAGGUGCGAUCUUCCUCCUGGUUUUGUAUUUGAACCGCAAGGGGAUAAAAAAGUGGAUGCAUAACAUCAGAGACGCCUGCAGGGAUCACAUGGAAGGGUAUCAUUACAGAUAUGAGAUCAAUGCGGACCCCAGGUUAACCAACCUCAGCUCCAACUCGGAUGUCUGAAAGAGCAUUAGCGGACACAUCAAGGACAACCCUGCAUGAGGUGUAGACUUCAGCUUUCUCCCCUCCUAGGCUUGUUCUUCCGCCCUUCAGUGUAGACACCACUGACAUUGAAAGCAGGGGAUGUAGAGUUUCUCGCUGUGUUUCGUGAGUGUAAGAUGUGGACAGCAGCGCAUGGUGUUCUGUCCUCUUUUCUUGGAACUCAACUCGUGUGGAGGAAUUUUUUUUUUCUUUUUCAGGUUUCAGCAUGAACGUGGACUCUUUGCUGUCCCUCUCCUUAGUACAAUCCACGGUGUAGCAAGUGUACCCACACAGACAGCAUUCAACGAAAGCUGCCUCAACUUUUUUGAGAAAAAUUCUUUAUGUGUAAAUAUCAGUUUUAUUCUCAUGUACCUAAAUUGUGCAGAAAAUAUUUGCAUACCAUAAACUGCCUGCAGACCCUAGCAAGCUCUUUCAGAUAACUCCACAGCACACAGGAGCUCCUGCAUCCAAGAGCAUGCUCACACUUACUGUUCUGCUUAUUACAAAAAGUAACUUGCAACUUCAGAUAACUUCUUUGACUAAGUAAAAUUACCCUUGUGACUGCAGUUUAUAUGAAACUGAGGGUUUUUUUUUUUAAAUAUAAACUGCAUUGAGAUCCAAAAGACUGAAUUGUUAAGAAAAAUCAAUAAAGAUUCUUG